AUGCCUUACGCUUUAUCUGAUUCCCAUAAGUUAAUGUUACAAUCUCACUUACGUGAGACUGAUCCUGAAUUGGAAUCUAUUGUUAAAGAUGAAAUUGACAGACAACAGCAUUUCAUUGAUUUGAUUGCUUCUGAAAAUUUCACUUCAACUUCAGUUUUCGAUGCUUUAGGAACUCCAUUAUCUAACAAGUACUCUGAAGGUUAUCCAGGUGCUCGUUAUUAUGGUGGUAAUGAACACAUUGAUCGUAUUGAGUUGUUAUGUCAACAAAGAGCAUUAGAGGCUUUCCAUUUGACUUCAGAUCGUUGGGGUGUCAAUGUUCAACCAUUAUCUGGUUCACCUGCUAAUUUGGAAGUGUACCAAGCUUUGAUGAAGCCACACGAUAGAUUGAUGGGUUUAUAUUUACCAGAUGGUGGCCAUUUGUCUCAUGGUUAUGCUACUGAGCAUAGAUCUAUUUCUGCUGUUUCUACAUACUUCGAAUCAUUCCCAUACAGAGUUGACCCUGAAACUGGUAUUAUUGAUUACGAAACUUUAGAAAAGAAUGCUAUCUUGUAUAGACCAAAGAUUUUGGUUGCUGGUACUUCUGCCUACUGUCGUUUAAUUGACUACAAGAGAAUGAGAGAGAUUGCUGACAAGUGUGGUGCUUACUUGAUGGUAGACAUGGCCCACAUUUCAGGUUUAAUUGCUGCUGGUGUCAUUCCAUCUCCAUUCGAAUACGCUGAUAUCGUUACCACUACUACUCACAAAUCUUUAAGAGGUCCUCGUGGUGCUAUGAUCUUUUUCAGAAGAGGUAUUAGAUCUAUUAACCAAAAGACUGGCAAAGAAGUUCCAUACGACUUGGAAAACAGAAUCAACUUCUCUGUCUUCCCAGGUCACCAAGGUGGUCCACAUAACCAUACCAUUGCUGCUUUGGCUACUGCCCUAAAGCAAGCUGCUUCUCCAGAAUUUAAGGAAUAUCAAUUACAAGUCUUGAAAAAUGCAAAAUCUAUGGAAGAAGAAUUCAAGAAGUUGGGUUACAGAUUGGUUUCGGAUGGUACUGACUCUCAUAUGGUCUUGGUUUCCCUAAGAGAGCAAGGUGUUGAUGGUGCUCGUGUCGAAUAUGUCUGUGAAAAGAUUAAUAUUGCUUUGAACAAGAACUCUAUCCCAGGUGACAAGUCUGCCCUUGUUCCAGGUGGUAUUCGUGUUGGUGCUCCAGCUAUGUCUACUAGAGGUAUGGGUGAACAAGAUUUCAAGAGAAUUGUCGAUUACAUUGACAAAACUGUCCAAUUUGCUAGAAACAUUCAACAGUCUUUACCAAAGGAUGCUAACAAAUUAAAGGACUUCAAGGCCAAGGUUGAUGAAAGCAGUGCUGACUUAGCUUCAUUGAAACAAGAUAUAUAUAACUGGACAGCUGAAUUCCCAUUGCCAGUUUAA
Messenger RNA from Vanderwaltozyma polyspora DSM 70294, 1410 nucleotides. Its product is annotated as serine hydroxymethyltransferase. Bases 1 to 1410 code for a protein of 469 amino acids. Gene Ontology annotation, biological process: folic acid metabolic process; L-serine catabolic process; tetrahydrofolate interconversion. Gene Ontology annotation, cellular component: cytoplasm. The transcript has a single exon. The record is from RefSeq and is a predicted model, not a curated record. Gene Ontology annotation, molecular function: cobalt ion binding; zinc ion binding; glycine hydroxymethyltransferase activity. Lineage: Eukaryota; Fungi; Ascomycota; Saccharomycetes; Saccharomycetales; Saccharomycetaceae.